AUGGACGAUUUGUCGCUUCUCCAGGAAUCGCAGGAAGAAGAUAAUGAGAAAUGGGCGCUCAAUAGAAAAACUGUUCCACAACCAGUGCUUCCACAAGGACCUUCAACCAGCCAAAAUGUUCGAAAUAUCCCAAACAUUCAAACUUGGCACGAGAACGAAGAAUUGAAGGGAAAUAUGUAUACACUGCGAUGUGAAGUUGAUAUGUAUAAACAUCGAUAUGAAAUGGCAAAAGAAACCAUGCAUCAAAGUGUACAAAAUGUGCUGGAUGAAUAUGUGACUUUGAAACUGAAUCAAGAUGAUGCGGAUCAAAAAAUUCGUGAUUUCCAAGUCGUCAAUCAACAAUUUAUUGAUUUGAUGAUAUGA
Messenger RNA from Caenorhabditis angaria, 363 nucleotides. NCBI's taxonomy places the organism in Eukaryota, Metazoa, Nematoda, Chromadorea, Rhabditida, Rhabditidae. The record is from the annotation of a GenBank genome assembly.